AUGAUAGCCUCAACAAAGAAGCCCUAUUUCGGACUCACCGGAGGAUGGCUUACCUUUUGGCUCACGGUAGCAUGUGCUACUGAUAUGAUGCUAUUUGGAUACGACCAGGGUGUUUUCAGUGGCGUGGUGGUUACCCCUGACUUCUUAGAAGUCCAUGAUCUUGUUGGCCCUACCAAAACCAAAGUCCUUUCAACGGUUGCUGCCAUUUACGACAUCGGUUGUUUCUUCGGAGCCAUACUCGCCUUUACGCUAGGCGAGCGACUGGGCCGCAAGAAAGCCAUUCUUUUGGGUACCGUCAUUAUAGCCGUCGGUACCGUUCUCCAGGCAUCAUCUUAUAGCCUACCCCAAAUCUUCAUUGGUCGAAUUGUGCUAGGUCUCGGGAACGGAAUCAACACUGCAACAGCACCUAUCUGGCAAACGGAAACAGCACAGGCGAAAUGGAGAGGAAAAUUGGUCAUCCUGGACCUUGGGCUGAAUGUCGGCGGGUACUGUAUUGUCAACUGGAUAAACUAUGGACUUUCUUUCCGCGGGGGCGCCAUUGCAUGGCGUAUGCCGAUCGCUCUACAACUUACUUUCGUCGCUGUCUUACUCGUAACAAUCCCCUGGCUCCCUGAAUCCCCAAGAUGGCUCAUGACACAAGCCCGCGAAGAUGAGGCGAUGGAAGUACUUGCGUGCAUCGAGGCUACAUCCAUCAACGAUCCAGUUAUCAUAACUCAGCGUGAUGAGAUCAAAUUCAGUAUCACAUAUGAACAAGACAAUUCCGUUCGAUGGCGCGAUCUUCUGCGCCGGGGCAAAGCCGAUAAUACUAAAACUCUUCGACGGUUGCUUCUUGGUGCCGGCACACAGGCAAUGCAGCAGUUACAAGUCCUCAUGAACUCGGUCGGGCUUUCAGAUAAGAUGGCCCGGCUGCUGACGGCCUGUAAUGCGACCUCGUAUUUCAUUUUCUCGUGCGCCGCAGCCUCAAUUGUUGAGCGAGUCGGCCGUCGAGGCUUGAUGAUGUUAUCUGGUUUCGGACAGUUUAUCUCCUUCUUGGUUAUCACAAUUCUCCUAUACUUGGCUGAGAAUAAUAAGGUAUACGCCACUGCUUCUGUUGCCUUUUUCUUCCUAUAUCAUAUCGCUUUUGGAAUGGGUAUGCUGGGUGUGCCGUGGUUAUAUCCCACUGAGAUAAACUCACUCCCCAUGAGAACAAAGGGAGUGGCAGUUUCGACCGCGACUAAUUGGAUUACGAAUUUUGCUAUAGUCGAGAUUACACCUAUCGGUAUUCAAAGCAUUGGAUGGAAAUUUUGGAUUGUGUGGACUGUCCUCAACGCGGUCUUCCUGCCAAUUAUAUAUUUCAUAUAUCCAGAAACAGCAAACCGGAAGCUGGAGGACAUCGAUGCAUACUAUCGUACCAACCCGCCACUCAUCGUUGUCGGUGAUGCUGAUGCCAUUUCGACCAAAAGACCGCUUCAGUUCGUCUAUCACGAAGACGAAGAAGUUCAAAAGAAUGCAAAGGAUAUUGCCGCUGGUGCUGUAGAAUACGAGGAACAUGUUAAUUAG
This is a messenger RNA of Penicillium expansum, 1539 nucleotides long. Its product is annotated as sugar porter family MFS transporter. The coding region runs from base 1 to 1539 and encodes 512 amino acids. The transcript has 8 exons. Gene Ontology annotation, molecular function: carbohydrate:proton symporter activity. Gene Ontology annotation, biological process: carbohydrate transport; transmembrane transport. Lineage: Eukaryota; Fungi; Ascomycota; Eurotiomycetes; Eurotiales; Aspergillaceae. The record is from RefSeq and is a predicted model, not a curated record. Gene Ontology annotation, cellular component: membrane.